Mollisia scopiformis is the source of this 1912-nucleotide messenger RNA. RefSeq lists its product as uncharacterized. NCBI's taxonomy places the organism in Eukaryota, Fungi, Ascomycota, Leotiomycetes, Helotiales, Mollisiaceae. The record is from RefSeq and is a predicted model, not a curated record. The coding region runs from base 54 to 1778 and encodes 574 amino acids. The transcript is spliced from 3 exons.
CUUCUUUUCUCAUUGCCUUCAUCAGUCAGUCGUAACUCAAAUCUUCAUACGCAAUGGCAGACCAAAUCCUCUCCUAUGCAAUCAAGGGCAUUGCUGGUGGUAUUGGACUCGCAUCUGAAAGCAUCACCGCUCACAAGAACAAGAAGCGUGCGAAGUCGCAGGUACGCGACGAGCAGAGCAGAAGUCCCGGAGAAUUGAGCCGCUCAAACUCAGACGACGAGAAGCAUCACGAAGAGAAAGACGAAGACCAAUGGGCUCUCGACGAUGCUCAAGAUGAACUCAUCCCAAUACAUUCUCCUCCCACAUCACCAGGAUCGACCGAGAAACCAAUUACAGACGUCAAGAUUCUUAUUGACAUCUUCGUUCAAACACACCCUCUGCCAAACUUUGCCGACCUCCCACCGGCUCCAAGAUUGCCAUUCCCAGUGGUACUUCCUCAGCGACGACCAAAGAAUAGAGCGCGAGGCUUCAUUCGAGCUUAUGCGCCAGUUCUCAUGAAUGCUGGUAUUGACCAAGCAACAUUUCUCGAGUAUCUCGAGCUCUUCAACAAAGCUAGUCAAGCUUCUCCAUGGCUGAAUGCGAUCAAUUUGGCUGGACUUGCUUUCUCCUCCCUGCCUGCAGGUAUCUCCAUGGCGAUCGGAAUUGCCAUCGCUAUCUCAGUGAAGGUGGCUAUGGAAAUGCAAAGUCGUUAUCGAACAAACACAUUCCUUGAUCGCCUCAAUGAUGAAUUCUUCCGUCCCCGAGGCCUCUUCUGCCUUAUCCUGACCUGGAAUCCCGAAUCACCAGAUAGUCACCACAACGUGAACCUCGCUUCAACACUCGACUCCUCAUCCUCUACCCCAUCAUCAGGGAUUUCAAAGCUUCACCACAAAUUCCAAUCCUCAUCUGGAAGCACUUACGGCGAGCUCGAGUUCCCUGAGACCGCGCCUCUCAUCUACCCAGCUCUCGAUCAUCUUGAAUCUCAAGAAGGAGAACAAGCAAUGAAGCUAAGACAAAGGCUGAUAAAGAAGCAUGAGUUCAUUGACUCAUACUGGGACAAGAGAGCACAAGCCAAGUACGCCGCAAAAAAUCCAGACAGUAUGCUGGCCCAAGGUCCAAAGCCAGAGUUCACCAGUCGAUACGCAGAUCCCAAUCAUCCAGCCACUAGUGGAAACUUGGUCUCGCUGCUCACUGGAGGACAUAUCAAUCCCCCUUCACGACGAGAUAUGAUGAUGCAACGGCAGGAUAUGAUGUGGGGACGACGGGAUAUGAUGAUGCAGCAGAGACAAGGUAUGAUGCAACAGAGGCAGGGUUUCGGUGGGUUUGGUCGCAUGGAUGCCUUUUCUGCCAGGUUGGAUCCAUACAACCAGUAUGGAGGCAGAGGCCAAAUGGCUGAGUACAAUCAAAAUCAACAAUACAACACCAGAGACCAAAUGACCAGCGGCAGGAGAUCGAUGGACGAAAGAGAGUAUGAAGACUCCGGCGACAGAAACCCAGCUGAGCCAAGAAAGUCUAUGGAAGAAAGACAAACUUCCCAGUAUCUGGAUCCAAACUACAACGCAUAUGGAAGACAGCAAAUGAAUGCUUCAUAUAGUAGUGGAUAUGGAGGCGGAUACGGAGGUGGUCUUGGAGCAUUCGGAACCUAUAGCGCUCCUGCUCUUUUGAAGAAAGGAGUCAAGAAGGUCUUGGGAAAGAACGUUUUCUACAUGAUGGUUGUCAAUAUGCCUUCAGAUGAAGAUAUGGUUAUUGCCAAUGAACAUGUCGAUGCAUCAGACAAGGAAGCCCAGCAACAAAGUUGAGAUAUAUGUGAAUGCGCCGAAUUGAUGUUCUGUUUUGGUGUUUUUUACUAGAUAUAGAUUCAUAUAUUACGACUGAUUGUUCAACUGCGGAGAGUUUUGACUGCCAAGUCAAGUGCGGGGUCAAUUCCGCCCUU